GUUGUGGUUAGCCGGAGGUUAGCCCAUGCUGCCUGCUGUAGCCGGCUGUAGCGGUGAUGGCUCUCCCAUGAGGCGGGGGAGCGGGGCUGUGCUUUCUGAUUAAACGCCGACAGAGGUGCCGUGGCCAUGGCCGGGGUGUUCGACAUCGAUUUGGAUCAACCGGAUGAGAAUGUCUCUGACGACGAGCUGGAGGACGGGGCUCAGCUCAGUGAAUACAUGGACCAGUGCAGCAGCUUUGAAUUUAACAUGGAUGACUGUGAGAAGUUUGAAAUUUCAGAGAACAGCGUGAACAAGGGAACAGAGCAGAUCAGGCCCGAAUGCUUUGAGCUGCUCAAGGUGUUGGGGAAAGGCGGCUAUGGAAAGGUGUUUCAAGUUCGGAAGGUGUCAGGCGCCACAUCUGGGAAGAUAUUUGCUAUGAAAGUUUUGAAGAAGGCCAUGAUUGUGCGUAACGCAAAGGACACAGCGCACACCAAAGCCGAGAGGAACAUUCUGGAGGAGGUGAAGCAUCCUUUCAUCGUGGACCUCAUCUAUGCCUUCCAGACAGGAGGAAAGCUGUACCUCAUCCUGGAGUAUCUGAGCGGUGGGGAGCUGUUUAUGCAGCUGGAAAGAGAAGGCAUCUUCAUGGAGGACACAGCAUGUUUCUACCUGGCUGAGAUCUCGAUGGCGCUGGGUCAUCUGCACCAGAAAGGCAUCAUCUACAGAGACUUAAAGCCUGAGAACAUCAUGCUCAACAACAACGGACAUGUGAAGCUGACAGACUUUGGUCUCUGCAAAGAGUCCAUCCAUGACGGAACGGUCACCCACACCUUCUGCGGCACCAUCGAGUACAUGGCUCCAGAGAUCCUCAUGAGGAGUGGACACAACCGGGCCGUGGACUGGUGGAGUCUGGGAGCGCUCAUGUACGACAUGCUGACAGGAGCACCUCCGUUCACUGGUGAAAACCGAAAGAAGACGAUUGACAAAAUCUUGAAAUGCAAACUCAGCCUUCCACCUUACCUCACACAAGAAGCCAGGGACCUCCUGAAAAAGCUGCUCAAACGAAAUGCCUCUUUGCGACUCGGGGCUGGACCAGGAGAUGCUGCUGAGGUCCAGGCCCAUCCAUUCUUCCGGCAUAUAAACUGGGACGACCUCCUCGCUCGCAAAGUGGAGCCUCCAUUCAAACCAUUUCUGCAAUCUGCUGAUGAUGUCAGUCAGUUUGACUCCAAGUUCACCAGCCAGACGCCAGUGGACAGUCCUGACGACUCCACGCUCAGCGAAAGUGCCAACCAAGUCUUCCUGGGUUUCACAUAUGUAGCCCCAUCUGUGCUUGAAAACGUCAAAGAGAAGUUCUCCUUCGAGCCAAAGGUCCGCUCACCGCGGAAGUUCCCAGGAAGUCCAAGAACACCUGUGAGUCCGGUGAAGUUUGCCGGAGGGGACUGCUGGCCUCGGGGCCCGUCGCUGACCGGCAGCUCGUCCCUGCUGUCCCCGAGCGGCUCGGUGGACCAGCCCAUGGAGGUGUCGACCGUGGAGCACAUGGACACGAGCGGCAGCGGCAACUGCGAGGCCUCCGCUCCGCUUCCCAUCAGGCAGCCUUCAGGCCUCAACGCCGGGCCGUACAAGAAGCAGGCCUACCCCCUGAACUCGAAGCGGCCCGAACAUCUACGGAUGAACCUAUGACGCUCGGCUCGCCUGCGAACAUUAGCUCUCUUCCAAUUCCUCCUCCUCUUCCUUUGAGUUGUCUUCUUUCAAAGAGACUUGUAGAAGUUUUUAAGAAAUUGACUGACACUGUCAACGCCGAUCACCAGCUCUUCCAGCAGCGCCUUCCCCUCCUUUGGCCUCCCAGACGGUCGUGACUCAGCGUGGCCUCCUCAGCCUGCCGCAGAUAAUCAGCAGUUUCAGUGCAGUGGAUACCUGGUCAGGGAGAGAGGAGCUCCUCAGUGGUUGGCUGAGUAAUGCCAGCUCAUCAGUGGGCUCAGUUAUCAUCUGGUUUACUGGUGCUCUUCUGUCUUCCAGUCUGGGAGAUCAUGCUUGUUUCUCCUCCAGCCUGUCUGGCUUUCUUUAACUGACCAGAGCUUGCAGGUUCCACCGUCAGUAGGUGGAUUUAUUGGAUUCCACAAUGAACACAGUAUUCUUUCUAUUUGAGGGAAAACAGAUCACAUUGCCUUUGUCAGUGGAGCACGACUAACAGAAAAGCAGCUAUAAAAAGACAGAAGUGAAAAUUCAGCUGAGAGCAUCACUUCCACCACAAUCAGUACCAAAUGCCGGCGCUGCUGUCCUCCUGUGACUGGAAUGCUGUCUGUCCAGAAGCACUGCUCAGUUUCUUUGUGUUGAAUGUAAACAGACUCUUAAAGCCUUUUUGUGUGUCGCUUUAAUCUCCUGCGCUCAUUCUUCAACUCUUCUCGUGCGGCCUCGUGGCCACCGGCUCGCUUUCAGAACAACGAGCUCUGAGCCGGAGUGGUACCACUGCCUUGUACUGAUCCAGGCUGCGUCCGUGUCCCCGGUGCUUUGGUGCUUUCAGUGUGCUUUCAGUGUGCAUCUACAGUGUUAGAGGAGGAUGACCCAUCGGCUGAGAGCCGUCUGAUUGGAGGUGUUUGGCCUGUGUGUGUGAUGUGAAGCUGCUAUAUGAGCCUCUGGAGUCAAGCCAUUCGACACGCAUCCUGAAACGGACCACACGGUCGGAUGCAGAUUCCCACAAUGCAAAAAAAAAUUAGCUUCAACGGUUUCUUGCGAUCCAAAUACUGAUUCUACAAACUGACCAAAAGCACUGUUUAAAUGUGUUUUGUUUGUUUUUUUUGCUGGUAAACUAACAAACGUUGGAAAACAACAGCUGAAGUGUUUAACAGGUUUUUCUACGAGGUUCAAACGUGUUUGGUUCGUGUGUUUUUAAGAGGACUGGCUUUGUUUUCUACACUGAAUGUGUGCUCUUCAGCUUUACGCUCUUGUUUUCAGGUGAAGCUGGUUUAUCAGACGUGGAGGCUGUCAUGUGGGCCAGUGGACUGAUUGUCUUUUUUUUUUUUUUUUUCUACCAUUCCGGUACAACUGUGUUAACGAGCAUUCACUCCACUUUUUACUCCACUUUCCUUCUUUGUUUUUUAUUUAUUUCAAGUGCCAUGUGGUUCCACUGCAUUGUCCACACUAUGCAAACUAUGUAUUUAUUAUGUAGUGGUAUUUAGACGAGGCAGCAGAAUGUGGGACGAGUCCAUUUGACUUCUUCUGUCGUCAUAAUAAGAAGCAUGUACUGGAUAAUAUUAUUUCCACAGAACAUGUCUUACAACAACUUCCAAUGCAGCUUUUUUUUAUAUAUAUAUAUAUUCCAAAACUGGCCUGACUGUCUUACAGUAUUUAUUUUGUGGCAUAGAUCACAUUCAGACGGGAUUUCAGACACUUUCCUUGCUGAAAACUUGAACUUCAGUUUUUUCUAUUUGCAGUGCUUAAAGCAAGGUUAAAAGCUGAUGCAAAAAACCAAUGGGAAUGGCAUUGUGCCUUUGCUGACUGAGUACAUCGUGUAUGUACAGUUUGCUGUAUAUUGUAAAAAAAAAAUGUGUGGAACAGCUUGGGAUAGAUCCCAAACAUUGACCUCCUGUUGAGUCUCUCUAGGAUGUGCUUUCCUUUACUUCACCACUUCAUUGUGAUCAGAGUGGGAUCACUGAGUUGUAAAAAAACAGAUCUGAUUUCAGGUGUGCUUGAGACGCGUCCUCCAGAAACCAUCCUGUCAGACUUCCUUUUUGUGGGAAACGCAUCAUUUGAGUAGACGGGAUGUUUUAAUCACUGGUGGCCAUUGGAUAUCAUUAUUUCUGUUCAUGUGUCCCUGCAGACGGGGAAUGCUCAGCUGUAUCGUGUACAUAAUGAAGUCAAAAUAAAAUAAAAAAAUCUAAUCAACGGA
Stegastes partitus (bicolor damselfish) is the source of this 3862-nucleotide messenger RNA. It is a transcript of the gene rps6kb1a, whose product is annotated as ribosomal protein S6 kinase b, polypeptide 1a. NCBI's taxonomy places the organism in Eukaryota, Metazoa, Chordata, Actinopteri, Pomacentridae. The transcript has 15 exons. Gene Ontology annotation, biological process: protein phosphorylation; signal transduction. The record is from RefSeq and is a predicted model, not a curated record. Gene Ontology annotation, molecular function: protein serine/threonine kinase activity; ATP binding. Bases 127 to 1656 code for a protein of 509 amino acids.